AUGGCACCCUUUGUUUUGGCUUUCCUAUUCUUAUUCUUAAUGGGGAGUUCCAAGGGACAGCUUCAAGUGGGUUUCUACUCAAACACAUGUCCUCAAGUUGAGUCCACUGUCCAUGCCGUUGUUAGAGACGCUGUUGUCUCUGACCCCAACAUUGCUGCUGUCUUGCUCAGGCUUCAUUUCCAUGACUGCUUUGUUGAGGGAUGUGAUGGUUCAAUUCUGAUCGACAAUGGUCCAAAAUCGGAGAAAUUAGCAGUUGGACAUCAAGGGGUUAGAGGGUUUGAUGUGAUAGAAAAAGCCAAGGCACAACUAGAAGCGUCUUGUCCAGGCGUGGUUUCUUGUGCAGACAUAGUGGCAUUGGCAGCCAGAGACGCAAUAAUCAUGGCAAAUGGGCCAGGAUACCAAGUUCCAACAGGGCGGAGAGAUGGGUUGGUUUCCGAUCUUUCACUUGCAAGAGACAUGCCAGAUGUUAGUGACUCAAUUCAACUACUCAAGGCCAAGUUUCUGAACAAGGGUCUCACAGAGAAAGACCUUGUCCUUCUCAGUGCUGCCCAUACAAUUGGAACCACAGCUUGCUUCUUCAUGACCAAAAGACUUUACAACUUUUUCCCAGCUGGUGGAGGAUCAGACCCAGCUAUUAGCCCAAACUUUCUCCCAGAGUUGAAGGCAAAGUGCCCUCAGAAUGGAGAUGUUAACACACGUUUAGCCAUGGAUGAAGGGAGUGAGCAGAAAUUUGACAUACACAUUUUGAAGAACAUAAGGGAAGGUUUUGCUGUGCUAGAAUCUGAUGCCAGGCUUAAUGAUGACAUGGGGACCAAGGGUGUCAUUGACUCCUACUUUGGUCCCCUCAAUCAAUUUUUUGAAAAUUCUUUUGAAGCUGAUUUUAUUGAGUCAAUUGUGAAGAUGGGCCAAAUUGGAGUCAAGACAGGUUUCCUUGGAGAGAUUAGACGCGUGUGCUCAUCAGCCAAUUGAAGUGAAUAUAUAAUUAUAAUGAUCAAUUGAUCAUAAUAAUAUGUAUUAUGGCUUCUGGUUUAUUUUUAUUUUUUUUGGGUGGAUGGCUUCUAUAGUAUUUAUUCUUACGUCAUUAUAUCUGUUAUUG
Messenger RNA from Gastrolobium bilobum, 1096 nucleotides. RefSeq names its product peroxidase 43. The record is from RefSeq and is a predicted model, not a curated record. Gene Ontology annotation, molecular function: heme binding; peroxidase activity. NCBI's taxonomy places the organism in Eukaryota, Viridiplantae, Streptophyta, Magnoliopsida, Fabales, Fabaceae. Bases 1 to 969 code for a protein of 322 amino acids. Gene Ontology annotation, biological process: response to oxidative stress; hydrogen peroxide catabolic process. Gene Ontology annotation, cellular component: plant-type cell wall; plasmodesma. The transcript has 4 exons.